CCGGUCGCCGCCGCAGCCUACGUCUCGGACGAGCUGAAGACUGCUGCCCUGGCCGAGGAGGAGCCGGACCCCGAAGAGAGCGCGGCAGAUGGGGAGCCGUCGGCCAAGCACGCGUGCCCGGACCAGGAGCUCAGCAAGCCCUGCGCCAGCUACCAGAACUCGCCGGCCGCGGAGUUCUCGGGCCACGACGUGGACAGCGAGUCGCACAUCAGCGAGGCCAGCGACCGCAUGGCCGACUUCGAGAGCGGCUCCGUCAAGAACGAGGAGGAGGCCAAGGAGGGCGCGGCGGCGCUGGACGACACGUCCGUGUCGGACAGCCUGGAGCAGAUGAAGGCCGUGUACAACAACUUCCUGUCCAACUCCUACUGGUCCAACCUCAGCCUCAGCCUGCACCCGCCGCCCUCGGAGAAGCACGCGGGCAGCAGCAGCAGCAGCAGCAGCAGCAGCAGCAGCUGCGGCAGCGGCAGCUUCGACUGGCACCAGAGCGCCGUGGCCAAGACGCUGCAGCAGGCGGCGCAGAGCCGCGCCCUGCCCGAGCCCAGCCUGUUCAGCACGGUGCAGCUGUACCGCCAGAGCAGUAAGCUCUACGGCUCCAUCUUCACGGGCGCCAGCAAGUUCCGCUGCCGCGACUGCAGCGCGGCCUACGACACGCUGGUGGAGCUGACGGUGCACAUGAACGAGACGGGCCACUACCGCGACGACAACCACGAGGCGGACAACAACAACCCCAAGCGCUGGUCCAAGCCGCGCAAGCGCUCGCUCCUGGAGAUGGAGGGCAAGGAGGACGCCCAGAAGGUGCUCAAGUGCAUGUACUGCGGCCACUCCUUCGAGUCCCUGCAGGACCUGAGCGUGCACAUGAUCAAGACGAAACACUACCAGAAAGUGCCUCUGAAGGAGCCCGUCACGCCCGUCGCCCCCAAGAUGAUCCCCGCCCCGCGGAAGAAGGCGCCGCUGGAGCUGGAGCUGCCCAGCUCCCCGGACUCCACCGGCGGGACCCCCAGGGCGGCGCUGGCGGACGCCAACGACGUGCUGCAGAAGAACCCCAGCCCCUACAUCACGCCCAACAACCGCUACGGCCACCAGAACGGGGCCAGCUACGCCUGGCACUUCGAGGCCCGCAAGUCCCAGAUCCUGAAGUGCAUGGAGUGCGGCAGCUCCCACGACUCCCUGCAGGAGCUCACCGCCCACAUGAUGGUCACCGGCCACUUCAUCAAGGUCACGAACUCGGCCAUGAAGAAGGGGAAGCCCAUCAUGGAGACGCCCGUCACGCCCGCCGUCACCACGCUGCUGGACGAGAAGGUGCAGUCCGUGCCCCUGGCGGCCACCACCUUCACCUCCCCCUCCCACACGCCGGCCAGCGUCUCCCCCAAACUGAGCGUGGAGGUCAAGAAGGAGGCGGACAAGGAGAAGGGGCCCCCUGACGAGAAGCCCAAGGACAAGGAGAAGGCCUGUGAGGAGGAGGAGAAGUACGACAUCUCCUCCAAGUACCACUACUUGACUGAGAACGACUUAGAGGAGAGCCCCAAGGGGGGGCUGGACAUCUUGAAGUCCCUCGAGAACACCGUGACGUCUGCCAUCAACAAGGCCCAGAACGGCACCCCCAGUUGGGGCGGCUACCCCAGCAUCCACGCUGCCUACCAGCUCCCCAACAUGAUGAAGCUGUCCCUGGGCUCGUCGGGGAAGAGCGCACCCCUAAAACCCGUGUUCGGCAACAGUGAGAUCCUGUCCCCCACCAAGAGCCAGACCCUGGUCUCCCCACCCAGCAGCCAGACCUCACCCAUGCCCAAGACAAACUUCCACGCCAUGGAGGAGCUGGUGAAGAAGGUCACCGAGAAGGUGGCCAAGGUGGAGGAGAAGAUGAAGGAGCCAGAGGGCAAGGUCUCCCCGCCCAAGCGGGCCACCCCGUCCCCCUGCAGCAGUGACGUCAGCGAGCCCAUCAAGAUGGAAGCCUCCAGCGACGGGGGCUUCCGCAGCCAGGAGCACAGCCCCAGCCCCCCGCGGGACGGCAGCAAGGAGGGGAGCCCCCCGGCGGAGCCCGUGGAGAACGGCCAGGAGCUGGGCAAGCCUGUGCCCGGCGGCUUGGGCAGCAGCACCGCCAUCAUCACCGAGCACCCGCCGGAGCAACCUUUCGUGAACCCCCUGAGCGCCCUCCAGUCGGUCAUGAACAUUCACCUGGGCAAGGCUGCCAAGCCCUCCCUGCCCGCCCUGGACCCCAUGAGCAUGCUGUUCAAGAUGAGCAACAGCCUGGCCGAGAAGGCCGCCGUGGCCACCCCCCCGCCCCUGCAGGCCAAGAAGGCGGACCACCUGGACCGCUAUUUCUACCACACCAGCAACGACCAGCCCAUCGACCUGACGAAAGGGAAGCCCGACAAGGGCUCCCUGCUGGGCUCGGGGCUGCUGUCGCCCACGCCCAGCUGCCCGGCGGCCUCCUCGUCCACGGCGACCACGGCCAAGACGUCCGCGGUCGCCUCGUUCAUGUCCAGCUCGCCGCUGCGGGAGAACGCCCUGUCGGACAUCUCCGACAUGCUGAAGAACUUGACGGAGAGCCACACGUCCAAGUCCUCCACCCCGUCCAGCAUCUCGGAGAAGUCCGACGUCGACGGGGCCACGCUGGAGGAGGCCGAGGAGGCCACGCCCGCCCAGAAGCGGAAGGGCCGCCAGUCCAACUGGAACCCGCAGCACCUGCUGAUCCUGCAGGCCCAGUUUGCCGCCAGCCUGCGGCAGACCUCGGAGGGCAAGUUCAUCAUGUCCGACCUGAGCCCCCAGGAACGCAUGCACAUCUCCCGGUUCACGGGGCUCUCCAUGACCACCAUCAGCCACUGGCUCGCCAAUGUGAAGUACCAGCUCCGAAGGACAGGCGGGACCAAGUUCCUCAAAAACUUGGACACGGGCCACCCCGUGUUCUUUUGUAACGACUGCGCGUCCCAAAUCAGGACUCCCUCCACGUACAUCAGCCACCUGGAGUCCCACCUGGGUUUCCGGCUCCGGGACUUGUCCAAACUGUCCGCGGAGCAGCUUGACAGUCAGAUAGCACAAACCAAGUCGCCGUCAGAAAAGCUGAUGACGUCCUCCCCCGAGGAGGACCUGGGCACCGCCUACCAGUGCAAACUGUGCAAGCGGACUUUCGCCAGCAAACACGCGGUCAAACUCCACCUGAGCAAGACCCACGGCAAGUCCCCGGAGGACCACCUUCUGUACGUCUCCGAGCUGGAGAAGCAGUAG
Molossus molossus (Pallas's mastiff bat) is the source of this 3222-nucleotide messenger RNA. It is a transcript of the gene TSHZ3, whose product is annotated as teashirt zinc finger homeobox 3. Gene Ontology annotation, molecular function: DNA-binding transcription factor activity, RNA polymerase II-specific; DNA binding. Gene Ontology annotation, cellular component: nucleus. Gene Ontology annotation, biological process: regulation of transcription by RNA polymerase II. The annotation marks the transcript as partial. NCBI's taxonomy places the organism in Eukaryota, Metazoa, Chordata, Mammalia, Chiroptera, Molossidae. The record is from RefSeq and is a predicted model, not a curated record. The transcript has a single exon.